Eubalaena glacialis (North Atlantic right whale) is the source of this 1352-nucleotide messenger RNA. RefSeq names its product extended synaptotagmin-1-like. NCBI's taxonomy places the organism in Eukaryota, Metazoa, Chordata, Mammalia, Artiodactyla, Balaenidae. The record is from RefSeq and is a predicted model, not a curated record.
CUAAACCUGGGAGGACGAAGCUUCCAGAGCCGCGUUGUUGAGGAAGAUCUCAGUCCCCAUUGGAACGAGGUCUUUGAGGUGAUCGUCACAUCAAUUCCAGGCCAAGAGCUAGAGGUUGAGGUUUUUGACAAGGACCUGGACAAGGAUGACUUUCUGGGCAGGUGUAAAGUGAGUCUCACCACAGUCCUAAAUAAUGGCUUCCUUGAUGAGUGGCUGACCCUGGAGGAUGUCUCAUCUGGCCGCCUACACUUGCGUCUGGAGCGUCUGACCCCCCCCCGUCCCACUGCUGCCGAGUUAGAGGAGGUGCUGCAGAUGAACGGUUUGAUCCAGACUCAGAAGAGUGCAGAACUGGCAGCAGCCCUGCUCUCUGUCUACCUGGAGCGGGCUGAGGACCUGAGGCUCCGAAAAGGUACCAAGCCUCCCAGCCCUUAUGCUACUCUUGCUUUGGGAGAUACUUCUCAUAAAACGAAGACUGUUUUCCAAACGUCAGCCCCUGUCUGGGAUGAGAGUGCCUCCUCUCUCAUCAGGAAACCAAACUCUGAGAGCCUGGAGUUGCAGGUUCGGGGUGAGGGGACUGGCACACUGGGCUUGUUAUCCCUGCCUCUCUCCGAGCUCCUCGUGGCUGACCGGCUCUGCUUGGACCGCUGGUUUAUGCUCAGCAAUGGUCCAGGGCAGGAGCUACUGCGAGCACAGCUCGGGGUCCUGGUGUCCCAGCACUCAGGGGUGGAAGCUCACAGCCACAGCUACAGCCACAGCUCCUCAUCUCUGAGCGAAGAACCAGAGCUCUGGAGGGGACUCCCUCACAUCACUUCCUCAGCCCCAGAGCUCCGGCAGCGCCUAACACGCAGUGACAGUCCCCUUGAGGCUCCAGCCGGGCCUGUGGGCCAGGUGAAACUGACUGUUUGGUACUACAGUGAAGAACGCAAGCUGGUCAGCAUCAUUCACAGUUGCUGGGCCCUUCGACAAAAUGAACGGGAUCCCCCCUACCCCUACGUGUCACUGUUGCUACUGCCAGACAAGAACCAGGGCACCAAGAGGAAGACCUCACAGAAGAAGAGGACCCUAAAUCCUGAAUUCAAUGAACGGUUUGAGUGGGAAUUGCCCCUGGAUGAGGCCUUUUGGCGAAAGCUGGAUGUCUCUGUGAAGUCUAGUUCCUCCUUCAUGUCAAGAGAGCGUGAGCUGCUAGGGAAGGUGCAGUUGGACCUCGCUGAGAUAGACCUUUCCCAGGGUGCAGUCCAGUGGUAUGACCUCAUGGAUGACAAGGACAAGGGCAGCUCCUAGGAGCCGGAGAUUACCAGCCUGACUGCUCUGUCUCCUUGCCUCACCUCUCACUGCAUCACCGCCUCAAUGUG